AAUUUUUGUUUGUUUGAUUUCAUAUUUACUUACGUGCGUGAUUUCAGCGUAAAUAUUUAUCCAGUUAGAGCUUCUUUUACGAAAAACAAUCUUGAUUUCGAAUGCACCUGACCUAUUUCGUCACGACCUAGCGAGGGGUAGAGUUAGGGAGUUUUCGAUGACUCUUUAGGUUUUUACCCCAUUGUAAAUUUAUAACACUGCAUUUUAGGUAUGUUUAGUUGUCAUCAUCAACUCAUGGAAGUUUUAGAGCAAUAUCUACGACAGUAUUAAACACACUUACCUACUUGGGAUGGUUGCCUAAUACAUAGGUAGCCAGGGGAGUCCUGCUCCUCAAACAGAGGACUGUAAGCAUGGUUAUUUUUGGAGAUUGUGGACCUCACUAGUCCACUUUUUGCAGCUGAAGCGGCCAGCAAGGGCUUUGGUUUAGUGAUUGCCACUAGAAUUUCUUGUAUCUGUUGGAAUACACAAGAUAAGACUUGGCCUAUUUGUGACCAGUGGCUUUUGUUUCAUGGGGAAAGAAGCAAUCAGGACCUAUAGGUCAUGAAGUAUCCUCGAUUAGUAUCCAGUAGCACUCCAGCUUCAGUACAAGACUGGCUGGAGGAGGAGCUGGAGAGUCGGGGGAUUGAUGGUGUUUACACUCGAUACAUCCUCAGCCUCUUCCAAGUGGACAGUUUUGAUCUGGAUGUACCUGAAUGUGAACAUGUCUCCUUGAAACACCAACAGAACUACAAGAACUUGCAGCAGGUUGGAAAACAAACUCAGUAUACGUUACCAUCAACAAAGGUUAGGCAUAAAAGGUGGAAGAGUUGGGAGAGGGAAAGGUUUCAUAAGCAGGCAAAGACAUUAUGUACUUGUAAUUCAUCACUGAAUAUUGAAGAAAGGAAGAAAUGUGCAGCAGUUGAAUGCCUGAAGUCUGCCUGUGAACAGAAAUCAGGCAUAGAGAUGCUUGUGGAAGAAUUAUGUUUAAAACUAAAAAAUGUCAGCAAACAAGCAGUAACAACCAAUAUUAAAAAGAACAGUGAGAAAACAGAUUCUGAAAAUGGAAAAGAGCAAAAGUCAACAACACUUCAAGAGCAAGCCCAGAAGUACUAUGCAGCCUUUCCUUCUCUUAGUGGCAAAUCUGAACCACAGACCAAGCUGUGCCCACAGCAGGAGAGACAAACCACAUCAAAAUGUGUAUGGGAUGGUAGAAAAAUUAUUCAACAUGCAUACGAAACUGCAGUUUUUAAACUGGAGGAAAGUAUUGUGAAUAUGAAAGAAGAUAACAGAUCAGAAACAAAAGUAAACACACAAAAGAAUUCUGGUUUUUGUGAAGGGGAGGAAAGACACACUUGGUGUCAUUUCAUUGGAGGCACAGAGGAAAAGUGUACUGAUCCAAAGAUUGGGCAAAGGUGGACUAAUGCUGAUGCAAAAUUGGAAAAUUGGAAACCAUCUUUUAUUGUACCCAAAAUGAAAUAUGGUUGUUCUCGAGUCCCCCUUAGUCUUCGAUAUUCACCAUUUAAUAUAUUUUCAAAUAUUCAAGAAAAUCCAGUGACAGAAGCCUUUUCAUAUACUAAAAGUGGGUUCCUAGCAGAAGAUGAAUGUCCGAAAAAGACUACUGAAGUGUUUUUAGAUGAUAAAGAAAAUGUUCAGACUCAAAAUAAAGAUAAAAUUAAAAAGUUAUUGUCUAAAAACAAUUCGCUGAAACCUGUUGAUGAUUCUGAUAUGAAAACAGACAGCCCAGUUGCUUUGGAACAGUGGAAACUGUCUUUGGGAUCUGGAGAGUUCUCUAUUUCAGAAUGUGAAGCUUUGGAUAAACAGUUAUUAAAUAAUCUAGUAAACAAGUUUAAUGACAGUGUUGCUGCAAUCUGGGGUAAGAAUGAAGAUAUGCCUGGAACUGGUUUUGAAGCUAAUCCACAGCAAGUGGAGCUUUCACUAAAAAUGUUUACUUCAAUGUUAACAAACACUAAUAAGCUUCUAACUCCUGAGACCAUGAGGGGAAACCUGAAUCCAAUCCAGGGAUCUUCUGUUUGGUCAGCAGGAUAUGAUGAUCUAAUAUAUUUAAAUAUGUUCAAUGCUUCAAGCUUAACACAUUUUUAUAUCCCAUCUCUUCAUCGAAACCUUGCUGCUGGUAUAAUUUCAGGAAUCAUUGCUGCUAGAAUGGGCUUAGAAAAUAGUCCUUGUAAUUUUGAAAAUCAUCAGUUGUCAGAUUUGUAUUCAAGUAUUCAUGAAGAUUCCCCUUUUCAUAAGGGUGACAUACCAGAUGAUAAAGAAUUAGAUGAGAUAUUGUCACUUCAUCCAGAUGCAUUUCUUAAAAGUUUGGAACAGGAUGAUGGAAUAGUAAUAUCAUCUAACGAUAAUUCUAGACAGGAGAGUCCCAUUAUAAAUUACAUUGGAAGCGAAGCUAACGUGUGGGGAGAUACACCAGACCUUAUCAAUCAGCAGCUUGAAAGUCAUAAUGAUGAUUGUUGGUUUCCUUUUCUUUCUGCUCACAAUACUUUUGAUGUGUUUAGCAGCUUGUUUGAUCAGCAUUUGGAAUGUAAAGACUGCCUUGACUUGCAGAACUGGGGAUCCUGUACUACACUCACACACCACAAAGGAGAGAGUAAAUUUGUAGAGGUAGUUCCUUCUAACAAAAUAAAAAAAAAAGAAGAAGAGAAAAUGAUGGAAAUUUUAAAUGAUUCCUUCAGAUGCUCCUCAGAAUGGUACACUAAGGUUGAAGAGGAAGAUGAAAACCUUCUCACUUCACCUCGAACACAUUUCCAGCCAAUCAAAGAUGAAUGUGAUGCAGAUAACAGUGGUAAAGUAGAACUUUUGUCCCUUUCUGUAAAACAAAAUGAAAAUUUACCUGAUUUUUUUCCAGCUCUGUCCAUAACAAAUAAAGAACAAACUCAAGAUGAUCAUGGUCUUGAUUCUAGAGGUUUUGAUAAAAAUAUUAUCCAGCUUGAGCACAAUAGUUCACCACAAUACGGUAAGCAAAGAAGACGUACAAUAUCCUCUUCUUUUGAAGAACUUGUAUCUCUAACUGGUGCCUUUGAUCUUGAAGAAAAUGAAUCUGGCUCUGAAUCAUUAAAUGAUAAAGUUGAAAUUCGGGUUUCCAGUUCUUUGUCAAGGACAACAGAAUUGUACGAAGAUAAGGGAACAAAUACAGAAAUUAACAGUUUUCCUCAGGAUGUUCGAGAAAGUGGUAAAUUAUGGGAAGAAGAAACUGCAAAUGAACCAACUAUCUAUUCUCCUCAUGUGCCAGAUAUUAAUCCUAUUGUAUUUAAGACAGAUGAAGAAGUUCACUGGGAACAUAUUGACAACACUUGGAAGUGGAGUACCAAUGAUUGUGAAAAAACAGCCUGGAUAUCUGAGACCACUGAAAUUAUGCCUGACUUAGAAGCUUUUCUUGUUCCAGAAAAAAGUAGAAAAUUCCACAGAACUUGUUUAAACCAGUUGCGGGAAGAAAUAGAAGCUGAAGAAGAAGAACUUUUAAGAGACAUAACUCGUGUGAAAGACAAAUGGGAAGAAGUGAUUGAUAUGAAAACAGAAAGUGAAUUUCAAGAUUGUUCAGUUGUGGAAGAUAUAGUUGAAAAAAAAGCAAGAAACUAUUGUGAGGAGGACUAUAUAGAUACUUAUGCACCUUUUGCUACAUUUUAUCUUAACCCAACUGGAGCACCAUGUGAAAGUUACCAAAAGUAUUUGGAAGACUGGAACAACAGGAAAAAAGAAAAAUUUAAAGAUUAUUAUUCUUUGGACGUAGAGGAUCAAGAUGAUGCUGUUUUCCAUUCUGUUCCUUCCCUUCCUGCAGAAAAUGUUUUUUUUUCAUGUGAUUUAGAAGAAGAGUGGAGAAAAGAUAGUAGUUAUUUUGGUGUCCAAGUGCCCCGUAGAAAAAAACCAAAGUCUGGAAUUCCACCUCAGAAACGACCUUGUACCUUUUAUCUUGAAGGAAGCUGUCGAAGAAAAGACUGCAAGUUUUCUCAUGAUCUGGCAGGUAUUACAUGUCGUUUCUGGGAAGAAAGUUCUUGCUUCAAAGGAGUUACCUGUCCCUUCUUACAUGGAUAUCCAAGCCCAACACAACCUGGUAUUGAAAGGAUGACAUCCAGUAAACAUAGCUUUACUCUGGAAUCUGAAAAUGACUUUCCAUCUUUAUCUGUCUCUGCUUCCAGAGUAAAUCAGGAGAGCCAACAAAAAACCAUAGGAGAUAAUCUACGUAUGAGAAGAAAACGUAGUAAGAAUGAUCAGGAGUUCCCAUUGCAAAGUUAAAAUUAUGAACAACUGGUAUCUUUCUCGAAGGAAGAAAUGGUUAACUGUAUGGACAUUGUUUUCUAAAAUUUGUUUCCAGUGGAUGUUAUGAGACCUGGGGCACUUCAUACUAUACUUCAUUAGGAAGAUGUAGAUCAGUAACAUAAGUUUCCUUUUAGAUCAGAAACUAGGCAAGUUUGUGUUUGUGAAAUGUUGCAGAUAAGUGUUUCUUGCUAUUUCAUUGAUUUGUUUGAACAAACAAUUAUACUGGUUAUCAUUCCUUUGUAGUUUCUCUAUUGAAAACAUCCCCAGAAGCUUGAAACCUUUGCUAUGCUACAACUUUACAAUAAAUCAUUUUAUAACAGAAAUCUAUUCAAAAUUAAAAGUCUACAAACUAAUACAUAAAAAAUUUGGAAAAAACAAACACGGUAUAAUUAUAACAAGCAAUGUUGUUUUCAGUUGAAGGACUUGUAUAGUCCUCAGGGAUCCCUGUCAAAGGUACCAUUUUUGAGGGAUCAUGUUUUUAGUCACCUUUGCAGAAAAUUUUGUACAUCAAAUUAUUAUAUAAAAAUUUUCAAAUUGAACUUGUUUUAGGUGAAAAAAAAAAAUUAUUUCAAAAAACAUGAUCCCCUAGGUUCUCUCUCAAAAUUAAAGUGAGGGGGUUGAAAGUUGAAGGAGGGUGUUUUUUUCUAGUCAAAGAGUGGCAUUAUUUAGAUAAUUUUGUUAUAGAUGUUUAAUGGUUUGUUUUCAAGUGUCAUUUAAGUUCCAGUAGCACUUUUAAAGGAUAAAUUUGAUGCUUUCUUUCCUAGUUUGUACAUUGUUUUAAGUUGUUAGCCUUUGUGUAUCUCAGUACUAAAACAAUUCUAUAAUUUUACCUGCAACACACUAAUUUUCUUUAUGCCACUGUUUGUUCUCUUUUGUUAAAAUAAACCUAGAUAGAAAGUAGGAUUCAAGAACUUAAUUUGAUUACCUUCUACAUCCCAGUAAUGUGCAUCUAAAGUAUUUAUUAUUUGUAAAACCGUGUUAAUUUUGAAUAGAUCAACCAAAGUUUCAUCAUCACUAUGUUCCUUUAUUCUCUUCUACUGCCAUCUACUUACACUAACGAAGGAGAAUCCAUGCUUGAUGCAUUGUCCUUUUAUUUGAAAGAAAUACUAGAUAAAGCCCUGUAAUUUAAAUGCAUUCUUUCAUCCACUUGAACUUUCAAUGUGAAAUCAUUAAUACUUUACUAGUUAUAAAUAAAACUCAAAGCAAAUUUUUUAUGGGAUCUUUGUACAGGAAAGAAUGCAAGAAACUUUAGAUAGACAUUGCUGGGCCUAAACUAUUUUUGAAUAUUUGUCUAAAUGAGAAAAGUAUAUAUAUAAAGAAAACAUGCUAUAGGAAGGUAAAUUGCUGCUGACUUUUGAACUGAUCAAUAAAGAGAGAACUUCAGAAACC
Messenger RNA from Limulus polyphemus (Atlantic horseshoe crab), 5640 nucleotides. RefSeq lists its product as uncharacterized. The coding region runs from base 541 to 4227 and encodes 1228 amino acids. Gene Ontology annotation, molecular function: metal ion binding. The transcript is spliced from 11 exons. The record is from RefSeq and is a predicted model, not a curated record. NCBI's taxonomy places the organism in Eukaryota, Metazoa, Arthropoda, Merostomata, Xiphosura, Limulidae.